This is a messenger RNA of Carassius auratus (goldfish), 1720 nucleotides long. Its product is annotated as butyrophilin subfamily 1 member A1-like. Lineage: Eukaryota; Metazoa; Chordata; Actinopteri; Cypriniformes; Cyprinidae. Gene Ontology annotation, molecular function: signaling receptor binding. Gene Ontology annotation, cellular component: external side of plasma membrane. Gene Ontology annotation, biological process: T cell receptor signaling pathway; regulation of cytokine production. The coding region runs from base 271 to 1659 and encodes 462 amino acids. The transcript is spliced from 8 exons. The record is from RefSeq and is a predicted model, not a curated record.
UUCACGUUUUUUUAGUUUACAUUUCUGAUCAUUUCUUAUUUCAUUUAACACAUUUUUUAUAGUUUUAGUUUGUUAACAAAAAGGUCACUGAAACCGAAAAGUAUAGGCAUCUAGAGUGCAUGCGCUGAAUGUUGAAUGUGUGUGUGUCUUUAAGCAUUUGAGUGUGUGAUUUCUGGUUUGACUGGUUUUUCUCUAAGAGAAAGUGAUAGCAAGUGUUUUAAAAACUAUUUACAAGAGACAAAUCAGUAGAGCAGUUGUUUCUUUGCAGGGAUGAAGCUGGUUGGUGUGGCGCUGAUGUUUUGUGCAGUUACAGAUUUAAGAUCAGAGGUGUAUAAUGUUGUGGGACCUGCAGAACCUCUUUUUACUCUCACUGGUGAAGAUGUGAUCCUGCCCUGCUCCAUCAAGCCCAACACCAGUGCUGUAAACAUGAGAGUGGAAUGGUUUAGACUUGACCUACAAGACUCAAUAGUGUAUCUCUAUGAAAAUGGUGAAAACAAAAUCACGAAGCAGAACCAAUACUUCAGAGGAAGAACAGAACUGUUCCAAGCAGAACUGCAGAAUGGAAACGCGUCACUCAAACUCUCAUCUGUCCAAGUCUCUGAUGAAGGAGUUUACAAGUGUUUUAUUGAGUCCAACUCCUGGUAUGAUGACAUCACUGUUAGUGUUGAUGUUGGAGCUGUAGGGACUCCUCCACUGAUCAUUGUAGAGGAUUUCGAUCAUUUAGGAGGGCUUCGUCUGGUGUGUGAAUGUGAAGGUUGGAACCCUAAACCUGAGCUUCAGUGGCUGGACAGUAAAGGAGAGAAUUUGGCUUCUGAUACUGAAGAGACACAUAAAGAUGCAAAGGGCUACAACGUGAAACGCAGGAUCACUGUACGUGACAGUGAAACCAAGUAUCAGUGUAGAAUCAAACUGAGACAUCAUAUGGUGCAAACUGACAUUAUUGUCUCAAGUCAGAUCUUUCACAUUUGGAGAACAUCGGUUAUUUGGAUAUCAAUUACAGUUGUUCUCAGCAUCAUUACUGCAGUUGCAGUUGCUACCUUUGUUUACAUAAGAAGAGUACGCUAUUUGAGGAGGAUCCAAAAAGAGUUCGCAAAGAGAAGGAAAUAUGCAGCGGAUGUGACACUAGAUCCAGAUACAGCUCAUAAUUGUCUCAUCUUGUCUGAAGAUGGGAAACAAGUGCGACGUGGAGAAAAAAAACAGAAUGUCCCAGACAACCCUGAGAGGUUUAAUAAAUGUGGGAAUGUCUUGGGAAAGCAGGGAUUCUCAUCUGGAAGGUUUUAUUUUGAGGUGCAGGUGAAGGGGAAGACUGAUUGGGAUAUAGGAGUGGCCAGAAAAUCCAUUACCAGAAAGGGGAAGAUCACACUGAGUCCUCAGAAUGGUUACUGGACAGUGCGCUUGAGAAAUGGGAACCAGUAUAGUGCCUGUGCAGGACCCACUGUCUCUCUCUCCCUGAAAGUUAAGCCCCAGAAGCUGGGUGUGUUUGUGGAUUAUGAGGAAGGCUUAGUCUCUUUUUAUGAUGUGGAGUCCAGGACUCAUAUCUACUCUUUCUCUGAUCAGUGGUUCACUGAGGAUCUCUAUCCGAUCUUAAACCCAUGUACAAACAUUAAAAACAAAUACUCUGCCCCACUGAUCGUCUCAUCUGUAGAUUUCAAAGAGUGAAUAAACUGACUUAUAAAUGUAAAAUAAAAAUAAAAUUAUUGAAAUAUAUAUUAUAUAAAAU